Messenger RNA from Owenia fusiformis, 2275 nucleotides. The record is from the annotation of a GenBank genome assembly. NCBI's taxonomy places the organism in Eukaryota, Metazoa, Annelida, Polychaeta, Sabellida, Oweniidae.
UUCGGAUGUUCGGAUGCAACUAAAUCGAAGGUUGAUGAAUUAUUAAAAAAUGGAAAAUCCUGAAUCUUGAAAUGGCAGACAUUGAUCAAGUACAAUGGGGCGACUAUAGCUAGGAACAGCACAUGACGACAAACGUUUAUGUCAUUACUUUUAUAGUACAACGCCCAAAGAAAGACUGAUUAAGGAUUUAAUGAACGAAUCGAAGAAUCAACGGAAUUAAACAUCGAAUUGGAUACUACAAUGGGGGUCUCGUAUUUCGACAGUAUUAAUUCUACAGCGGCAUACAAUAGCACUGGAUUCGAUGGAAUUAACAGUACGAUUGAGUCGGAUGAAUGCCCCGAUGAAGAUAAUUACCAAACGUUUUAUCUUACAUUUAGAGUAACAGUAGAUGUUUUUAUUGUUGGCUCGUUGUGUUUGUUUGGCAUUUUAGGAAAUAUAAUUUCCAUGGUUGUCAUCAAGAGUGGGAAAAUAACGUCAGCCAAGACAACACGAUUUCUUUUACAGGGGUUAUCCAUUAGCGACAGCAGUUACCUCAUCAUGGCCUUCAUUAGCUCAACCAUGAGGGGCAUCAUGAAGUACACUGACUGGGGUGACCCAUUUCACGGACGCUAUCCCUAUAUGUAUCGCUACAUUUGGGCUUUGUCAGCAAUUGCCCGGUUGUUAGCUGUCAAUUUUGUUGUUUUGGUAACAAUUGAACGCUACAUAGCAACUUGUCACCCUCUAAAUGUCAAAAGAUGGUGCACGUUAAAAAGAGUGCGCAUAGUAGCAGCUAUAACCGUACUUGUAUCAAUGCUAUUUAAUGUUCCGAGAUUUUUCGAUGCUAUACCAGUUGAAUACGAUAAUUGCACAAAGAUGCUUGACGUUGGAGGAUAUGCUGAGUAUCUGGAACUAAAUGGUAUGUUCUACUCAAUGGCCUAUAUUACAGUACUCUACUAUACCGCCAAUGUCAUUAUACCUAUUACCUUACUACUUAUACUAAACGCUAAAAUCAUUAUAACUCUCAAAAGAGCAUUUAGAGGCGUCGAAGCAUUGGGUUCUAGUUUUAAUCAUAGAGCAGCAGAAAAGACACAGGCGAAGGAGAAGGGCACGACUAUGAUGCUAUGCGUUGUUGUUAUCGUAUUUAUCGUUUGCCAGACUCCGUCUUUCGCUAUUAGUAUGGUGUACACCCUUUAUGCUUUUGGCGUUAAUAUGCCCGAUAGGAACAUGAUGCGGUAUUGGUAUUCCAUAGGGACAACAUUAAAUGUACUGAAUUCAGCAACAAACUUUGGUAUCUAUUUCGUAUUUUCAAAACAAUUUCGACAGGUACUGAUGGGGUAUCUGUCAUGCAUUAAGUGCAUUUCAUGCAACCGUGGUAAAUAUACCUGUUCUAGUAAAAAGUUUGAGAAAAGCCAGCAAUCUACACAAAGUACAUCGUCUUCAGUUGAACGCUAUCUGUCGAAUUCAAGCACCAGAGAGACAAUGAUUGUGUAGAAAUCAUAUCUUAAUAUCAAAUGUUGUUCCUUCCAUAUCUAAUCAUUAUCAGUAUUAUUGUCACCUACAGUAUGUAACUGGUGGAUAAUUAUUUCAGUGUUGAUAUAUGAAUUAAGAAAGUACACUCCCCUUCAAAAGCUUAGCAACCCAAAUCCUAGUUUGAGAGCGUGUGAUGCUUAUGCAUGCUAAAGUUUCAUUUUUCUCAGUUACUUAAGUUUGGGAAUCUCUGACAGAUAUGAUUUUUGAACACCAAACAUUAACAGAAGAACAUGUCGUCAAAUGAGGUUGUUGAGGUUGUCUAACUUUUGGAAGGAAUUGUACCCUUUGUUAGUAUUAUGUGGUGUAAUGGCUUUCGAUGUUUUACAAUUUCUUAAAUAUAUAGACAUUAUCCGCAUAACUUGCACAUUGGCAAAUAAUAACGUUGUUAAAAUGUUGUCGAAUAUAUGGAUCUUCAAUGUACCAAGUUCUUCCGAAAUUAAUUACGACCAAUGAUUAAUGAUACGCAAUGAGUCAAGUCCAACAUGCUAUGUGACGGAUUCAAAGGUGCAUGCCUUCUGAACAUAUGAACUGUGUUUCAAGUGUUUGCAAGGUAUACCAUUCAUUUUGCACGUGAGUUUAUACUCCUCUUUUUGUUCAUGAAUAUUGUUGAAUCCCAAUCGUGCAUGAACAAUUAAUACAACAGUUUCCAUCUCAAAAAGAUUCCUCGUAUAGAAACUGCAUGAACGGGCCUGUAGCAAGGGGGGUCAGGGGGUGCGAGUGAACCCUCUCCCUAGCCAAAAAUUCUUUCAUAAUCAUGCAGUUUUUC